This is a messenger RNA of Closterium sp. Yama58-4, 453 nucleotides long. NCBI's taxonomy places the organism in Eukaryota, Viridiplantae, Streptophyta, Zygnematophyceae, Desmidiales, Closteriaceae. The record is from the annotation of a GenBank genome assembly.
AUGGCGGGGAUAACCGUCCCGCUGACCGACCUGCUGCACAAGAACAGGGAUUUUGUGUGGGGGGGGGAAGCAGAGGCGACUUUCCAGGAGUUGAAGAAUUUUCUCGUUUCCCCUCACGUGCUGCGCAUCGUCGACCCACCAAAGCCGUUCGAAGUUGUAACCGACGCCUCUGAUUUCGCCAUCGAUGAUGUGCUCCUUCAAGAUUUUGGGAAUGGAUUGCAACCGAUCGCCUACGAAUCACGCAAACUGCAGGCAGCCGAGCGCAACUACCCGAUUCACGACAAGGAGAUGCUCGCCAUUAUUCACGCGUUCAAACUGUGGCGCUGUUACCUGGUGGGCGCCGACGUCACUGUUCGCACGGACCACAAGUCCCUACAGUACCUGCGAGCCCAGCCCAACCUCAAUCCACGACAGACUCGGUGGCUGGAUUACAUGGAGAGCCACUUCAAAUAG